AGCUGUCACCUAGCCACAACAACUAACGGUUGUCAUGUUUGAAGGUUGAAAGCGAGCUUUUCUUGCUACAUUUCAUCUGUGUGUUCUGUGGUUUCAUUCUGAUGGUCUCAAGUAAUAGAGCUCCCUGCGACUGUUGAUCUUUAGCUUAUUAUGAGUCAGCUUCAAGGUUUAAAAAGUACUCUCCUAAAGCAGGAUUUAGCAUUGGCCAAGAAAUUUCGCAUGCUAAAUCAAUGGAAAAGCAACAUUAGUUUCGAUGAAUUGUUUGAAGAGAAAGAGAAUAAGAAGAGUAAAUUUCAGCACCAUCCGAGAAAAAUACAAUCUGACGAGGAAUCAGACAAUGAAUCGCCGGUUACAGAAAAAUCAAGCGCCAGUACCAUAAAUGCCGAUUUAUUCAAACAAAAAAUAUUAAAAAAGGCUAUAUCUAAUAACUUAAGCCUGGGCGCUUUCAAUGAAAUUCAGUCCGACGAUGAUCAAAACAUGGAUGAGGAGGAGAAAGGAACCAAAGAGGCAACGGCUGAUCUGAUCUUCGGCGGCGAAUCGCUGGACUUCUUGAGCAACUAUCAGAAGAACAUCCAAGACAAGCAAACAAAAAAGUACGUGGAAAACCUAAUGCUCAACCAGGCCAUGGCUAACAGGCAGACGAAAGUGCGCAUCAACGAGGAAAAGAAAAUCUUCCCGGUCAGGAAAAAGUUGAAGAUGAGCGCGAGAAAGUGCAGCGUCGUGCACAAAUCCGACAUGUGUGAUUCGGUGUUCGAGAAGAAAUUCAAGGCGGUCACUGAGAGAAUCAUAUCCGGCGUCAACGAUAUAUGUAAACUGUUGGAGGAAGGAAUAGCCGAACCCGAUGGCGAGGAAGAUUUCUCCAGAAGGAAUGUGAGAGUCAGGGAAUUCUCAUCGAGAUUCGUCAGAAACUAUUUAUAUCCGCUCAAUCAACAGUUAAAACGCUUUGAAAAUAAGCCGAAGAAACAACAGAACAUAAACCAAAGCCUGAUGACAUGCUAUCAAUUAGUCUUCCAAGGAAUACAGUCCUUUCACAAUCAUUUGCCCACGUCAGUGGGAAACUGUGCUUCCGACAAAGUCAAAUCGUUGAUGGACAACGCCCUCACCAUAUGCCAAAUUCAUAUCGACGCCUUCGAAAUCGCUGAAGAUGAUGACACUAAUGAAUGUUCGGAGUACGUUUAUGCAUUAAAGAUACACGCAGAAAAACUGGUCGAGAAGAUUCGCAAUUCGUUCACUGCUCGUCCCAACACUAACGUGAAGGUUACCACACCUAAGCCGAAGAAGCCGAACAACAUGAAGAUGCAGUCGAGAUACGCAAUGUACACGUCGUCUACGUUCUACAGGAAAGAUCCCGUUUUCAGAAAGGCUCUCGAACAGAUUACCAAGAAAAAAUUCAACGUGAAAUCUAGAUACAAAACGGCGACAUUCAAGCACAGACCGCCGAUUGAGAAGAAUUCUGACAAUCUCCAACCGAAAUCGAAGUUGUUCGAACAGCGUUCGUCGUCUGUGGUCAAUUCGACGCCUUUGCUAAGCGCCCGUAUCGACGAUACGGUUCGAACUCAAAUUGAGAUUUCCGGAUCGCAGCUGCUCACCCCAGCUAACUCGGUCGAGAAUGUGGCGGUGAAUCAGGAUGAACCCGACGACCGAGUGCUCCAACUGGUACAGAAGGAGGUGGGCCCCGAAGAGGAGAAGGUGGCAAAGGAAGGGGAGACGCGUAAGGUCAAGGAGAUGCUGCACGAGUACUUCCGGAACUUGGAGGGCAGGAAGAUCCUGCACGAGCUGGCCGAUCAGCUGCAGAAGGAGCACGAACGCGGUGAAACGAAGGCCAGGUCCUAUCCGGAGGUCACUCUCGGACAGGCCAACUUGGAGAGAAGACCCUCCAGCAAGCUGGACAUUAAGUUGCAAUCGUGGAAAGAACCAACAGUGACUGUUACCGGACCGAAAAAUGCAAAAUUGAUAUGCAUCACCGACGAUAAUCCAAUAAAAGAAACUGUCGUCAAUGACAAAGCCACCUGCAAAACUGUACAGAUUCAAAACCAGGUGGAAGAAAGAUAUGAAUGCAACGCGGACGCAGCUGUAACCGAUCACAAAUCGAAGAAUUCACUGAAGAUGAACCGAUUGCCAAAAUCCGGAAGACCAUUAAAAUUCUUGCCAGAUGCAUAUGCGAUUAACAUAAUUCAAUAUAAACUGGAGUUUAGGAAGAUUAGCAAGACUAAUCCAUUGUACUUGAAAACAACAAACUUGCAACCAUGGGUGUUAAUGGGAAGAUUAGCUGAUGACAUACUUGAUGUUGCGGUAUUGGAUGUAGCGAGGGAUAUUGAGGUGCAUCCCGUGACUGAGCAAAUAUAUAAAGAGGAAAUGCAGCCCUAAUAUUACUGAAUAUUAUACAGUCUCAAUAAAUAUUUUAUACAAUAAACUUUGGCAUAUCUUAAUU
Aethina tumida (small hive beetle) is the source of this 2431-nucleotide messenger RNA. RefSeq lists its product as uncharacterized. The transcript is spliced from 10 exons. The coding region runs from base 151 to 2367 and encodes 738 amino acids. The record is from RefSeq and is a predicted model, not a curated record. Lineage: Eukaryota; Metazoa; Arthropoda; Insecta; Coleoptera; Nitidulidae.